Salmo salar (Atlantic salmon) is the source of this 1053-nucleotide messenger RNA. It is a transcript of the gene mrpl46, whose product is annotated as mitochondrial ribosomal protein L46. Gene Ontology annotation, molecular function: structural constituent of ribosome. Lineage: Eukaryota; Metazoa; Chordata; Actinopteri; Salmoniformes; Salmonidae. The record is from RefSeq and is a predicted model, not a curated record. Gene Ontology annotation, cellular component: mitochondrial large ribosomal subunit.
CGCAGAGGAUUGUGGGUGGAAAACUGGAGAAUCAAAAUGGCGGCGCCCUGUUCCAGGAUGGUGAAUCGUUCUUUAUUUCGGCAAUUUAUGACACAUGUCAGACGGACAGGGCUCAAACAUGCAGGAGUUCGUCUGAUGUCUCUUAGUUGUGUUUGUCGAACUGCGACUCGGAGCCAAAGUAAACCGGGAAGCGUCGCGUCGCCGUGGAAGCUGUACGGGGCGGUGUGUCUCCAGAGGCUGCCGGUCAUAUCGCAGGAGCGGAACCCGGUCGAGGACCGAUUCGCUGAGCUCAUGCAUCAGAUGGAGCUGGAGAGGAGCUUGCUGUCGGAACAUGAGCAGAGGCUCCUCGAGGAAGCGGAGCGCGUGAGACGUAAACAGGCGGACAACUACGAUUCAGACGAGGAGGAGGCAGACUACGGUGGCCAGGAGACCAUCACAGCUCAGGACCAGGAGGACACCUGGGAACAGAAUCUCAAACACUUCCAACCUGCUCUCAGAGACAGAGAUGUAGGUGUUCCAGCGCUGGGCUCAGUGGAGAGGUGUCUAGGAGACAGCCUGGUCCUGCUGGUACAGCAGACUGUCGCUAAAGGAAACAUCUGGCUGCUCCCUCAGGCCCAGUGGGAGGCAGGGGAGACUCUCCGACAGACAGCGGAGAGAGGCCUCGCCAGCCUGCCAGAGGCUGAUUUCAAGGCUACAUUCCUUGGCAACACCCCCUGUGGAGUGUACAAGUACAAAUUCCCCAAAGACGUCCAGACGGAGGGUUGCGUCGGAGCCAAAGUGUUCUUUUUCAAAGCUUUACUGUCCGCUGGUUCAGCCGGUCAGAAAGAACCUUUCCUGUGGGCGAAGAAGACUGAACUGCAGGGUUACCUGAAGCCAGCGUACCUGGAGAAGGUUAACCGCUUCAUACUCGACCUGUGAUGAGAUCUGAUGGAGAAGAUGUCAUGUUUUCUGUCACGGCAACUGUUGUUUUCUCCGCUCGUUCACUUUGUGUAUAAGAGAGCAUGAUUAAAGUGUAUAAUUUUUGUUCCAACAUAUUAAACCAUUCAGAGUGUU